AUGAACUGUCCUUCGUCGUCCUCCGACUCCAUAUUUCGGAUCGAACUUCCGAACGGAAAAACCACAGUGAUCUCACAUGGAAAUCAAGAUCUUAAACAGUUGCUGGAGAAAGUCUGCAUUAAGCUCGCUGUACAGCCGGAAUUCUUCGAGCUUAUCCGAGGCAACGAUGGAGAAUGGAAGCUGUUAAUGAGGGAAGAGUAUGAGGUGCGAGGUGUUACCCCAUAUGCACCUGAAGGGGCUGACAUCGGAGACGUGGUUAUCAGCGUCGACGGGAAGCUGAUCUCCCAGGUGAGCUUUAAGAGUUGGAACAUAACUUGUUUAUAGCA
Strongylus vulgaris is the source of this 326-nucleotide messenger RNA. NCBI's taxonomy places the organism in Eukaryota, Metazoa, Nematoda, Chromadorea, Rhabditida, Strongylidae. The record is from the annotation of a GenBank genome assembly.